AAACCGGAGCAAGCAGCUCGCCAUCGCCAUCUUCAGCGUCUCCAUCAUCUUCCUCCACAGCUCCUCCACCUCGGCCGGGAGUAUCCCAGAGGAGCCGAUUACUUCAGGGAGCGUCUGCGAGCCUUCUCCAAAAACAAGAGCGAGCAGGAGCCCGAGCGGAUCAAGGACAUGAUCGCCCGCGGAGAGUUCGUGGCCCGAGAGCUCGAGGCGCUCUAUUACCUGAGGAAGUUCAGAGCCAUGAAGAAACGCUACUGCGACGAGUGACACGCCCACUGACACGCCCACUGACACGCCCA
Molecule: messenger RNA, 296 nt
Organism: Larimichthys crocea (large yellow croaker)
Lineage: Eukaryota; Metazoa; Chordata; Actinopteri; Sciaenidae
Product: LYR motif-containing protein 5B-like
Exons: 1
Biological process (GO): respiratory electron transport chain
Cellular component (GO): mitochondrion
Source: RefSeq, a predicted model, not a curated record